CAGUAUUAUCAGACUGAAUUGAUAAGGGCCUACGCAGCUUACGAAAAAAACGAUAAAUAGGUACAACGAUAGGACCCUUAUCAUUCACUGUUGAUUUCACUUGCAGUACACAAGCUAUUUUAUUAUAGUAAUCAGUUUCUUUGUGAACAAAAAAAGUUAUAUUUUGAAGGCAUGCCGCCUCCUCACGCUCUUCCUUGCGGGCCCACGUGUGGCACGUACUGCACCCCGCACUGCAGACAUCGUAUUCGUAUGGAGACGCAGUACCCACCGAACCACGUGGUGCCGCCGCCGCACCACUACCCGCCGCCGCCGCACCACUACCCGCACCAUCCGCCGCCGUACCAGCCCCCGCCCCAUCAUCCACCACCACCACCACCGCACCACUAUCCACACUACGGAGUCCCACCACACAUGCACCGCUAACUCCUAAAAGAACCUCAGGCUCAUGCAAUCCAACGUGUGUAUUACCCGUUCGGGACAAGUUGAGACCUGUGUGGAAUUUGUAACAAAGGAAAUGUUAUGCAUUAUUAAUUAAUAAUAUUAACAAUGUCGGUAAUUCAUAUUAAUUUACAACUGAAUAUUACUUACAUAUAGACAAACCACCAUUAUUAUUAUUUAUUUCGUGAAUAUUCUACUGUGACGUAUUCGCUCAAGUCUCAUCUUGUCGCGCACGGGUUAUAGGAAGAACCAGCUUUUCCUGCUAUCUCGAUACGACACUGUGAUCGUUCUCAUUUUUAUGAACUCUACAACAAAUUCUUGGAAUUAUAAGAUCUGCGUUGUUUUUUUAUAAUCUUUCUAAAUUGAUAAAUUGUUAUUUAUCUUAUCGUGCUCGAUAAUUAGUGAAUGUACUUAAUUGAAGUACUCAAUGUAAAAGUGUAAGUAAUUACGCUAAAUAAAUGUUUAAAAAUAUCGAACUGA
Spodoptera frugiperda (fall armyworm) is the source of this 918-nucleotide messenger RNA. Its product is annotated as histidine-rich glycoprotein-like. The record is from RefSeq and is a predicted model, not a curated record. The coding region runs from base 172 to 423 and encodes 83 amino acids. NCBI's taxonomy places the organism in Eukaryota, Metazoa, Arthropoda, Insecta, Lepidoptera, Noctuidae. The transcript has 2 exons.